AUGGGUAUCUCAGACGAUGAUUUUGACUCUGGAGACGCUCUCUUUGACGAUGUCGACGAGGACGAUCUGAUAUUCGACGGCGUCGAAGAAGCGGAACUCAUCGCCAAGACUCCCGGAAAGCACAGCAGAGAGAACGACACUCCGGCCUUGAGUUCCGUUAAAAAGGCCCGUCACGGCUCUGUUAGCACCACCACCAAUGGGCAUCUUGACGAGGCACAAAGGAUUCAGCUUGCGCGCAAGAUCCUACUAGACAACUUCCGCUACACAUCAUUCCGCCAUGAACAAGAGGCGGCCAUAAGUAGACUUCUAGGUGGUGACAAUGCGCUGGUCGUCUUUCCCACUGGUGCAGGAAAGUCACUUUGCUACCAGAUUCCUGCCAUCGCCUUCCCAGAAAUAGAUCGCCAGACCAAUGAGAGACACUCCAACAACUCUGGCAUCACCAUCGUCGUAUCGCCUCUGAUUGCACUGAUGAAGGACCAGGUCGAUGCGCUCAAGAGGAAAGGUGUCGCCGCGGAGUGCAUGGAUUCGACCAAGACGUGGGAUGAAAUACAGCAGAUCAACAAGGAUCUUCGUGAGGGACAGCUGCGUUUGUUGUACUGCGCACCUGAGCGUCUCAACAAUGAAGGGUUUGUCGAGACCAUGAAACGGGUCAAGGGCGGAGUUCGAUUAAUUGGCGUUGAUGAAGCACACUGCAUCUCAGAGUGGGGACACUCUUUUCGUCCUGACUACCUCAAAGUUGCACGAUUUGUUCAAGAGAUUAAAGCAGAACGCGUCAUAUGCUUGACGGCCACAGCCACACCACCUGUCAUUGACGACAUUUGCAAAGCUUUUGAUAUUUCGGAGGAGGGAGUUUUUAGAACAUCCGUCUAUCGUCCCAAUCUGCGCUUGGAGGCUGAGCCUGUCAAGGUCAAGAAGGACAAGUACGAACUAUUAUACAAGUUCUUAAAGGCACAUCCCGGUUCAACCCUGAUCUACGCUACUCUCCAAAAGCAAGCUGAAGAGCUGGCCGAACAUCUCACCAAGAAAGGAUUUCCCGCCUCCUUCUUCCACGCCGGAAUGAAGGUGGAGGAGAAGAAGCUCAUUCAGGACAAAUUCAUGUCUUCCAAGAUUCAAACAGUGGUUGCAACUAUUGCAUUUGGCAUGGGCAUUGACAAGCCAGAUAUCCGCAACAUCAUCCACUGGGACGUCCCAAGUACCGUCGAGGAAUACUGCCAGCAAGUAGGCCGUGCCGGCCGUGAUGGAAAACAGAGCUACUGCAUGCUCUACCUCUGCCGAGAAGACUUUUGGAUCCGUGAGAACUUUGCCCGCGGCGAUCUUCCCUCUCGCAGCUCGUUGCGAAAUCUGCUCAAGGAUAUUUUUGACGACGAUGUGGUCCAACUCUCUCCAGGGGAGACUUUCAAAGUCAGUCAUUACGGGCAGUCAUCUCAGUUUGACAUCCGCGUUAGUCCCCUCAGCGUGAUCUACGCAGCGCUGGAGUUGAGAUUCAACCUCAUCCGCGCCACGACGCCAGAGUACAGCUCGUAUAAAUUCGAGGCUACGUCAAGUUACUACCCCCGCCUCAAGGGUAUCAACACGCCGGAGAGCAAGGCCAUUCUGCAGCAUGCUAAGAAGGCCAAAAAAUACCACUCCUUCGACCCGACUCAGGUGGCUAACACGGAGGGGUUGCGACGUACUGAGCUUGUCAAUCUCCUCAACGAUCUCAACAACAACGGCGUCAUCGUCCUCACUGUCGGUGGCGUUGAACAGAAGUACAAAGUUCUUGCCAAGUUGCCCAAGAGCGACGCUGCGAUUGAUCAACUCACAGACAAGCUCUACGAAGACCUCAAGAGGCGCGAGAAGCAAGCCCUAGAAAGACUCCGAGACGUCGUCAAUCUCGUCACAGCCUCCAAAUGUUUCGGUCUCGCCAUCGCAGAGCAUUUCGGCAUGGAUCUCCCAGAUAGCAAGGGAAAAUGCGGCCACUGCACAUUCUGCCUCACUGGUGCACCCGUAGAGCUCCCGCCUUCAUCGCCAAAGAAGGUGGACAAAGCAGCGAUCAACAAAGUGCUCCAGGUGACAGAUGUGCGAGACGAUGCACGAUUCCUGGCGAGGAUUGCGUUUGGUAUCAAGAGCCCGCGGGUCGGGAAGUUGAAGCUGGAUAAAACUGGAGCAUUUAUGUCGAUGGCGGAUCAGGAUUUUGAUGCGAUAUUGAAGGAGUUCAAGAAGGCGUGUAAGGAAAAGGACGAUUGA
Molecule: messenger RNA, 2226 nt
Organism: Fusarium sp. VM40
Lineage: Eukaryota; Fungi; Ascomycota; Sordariomycetes; Hypocreales; Nectriaceae
Source: the annotation of a GenBank genome assembly